Suillus subaureus is the source of this 480-nucleotide messenger RNA. RefSeq lists its product as uncharacterized. The transcript is spliced from 2 exons. NCBI's taxonomy places the organism in Eukaryota, Fungi, Basidiomycota, Agaricomycetes, Boletales, Suillaceae. The record is from RefSeq and is a predicted model, not a curated record. Bases 1 to 480 code for a protein of 159 amino acids.
AUGGACACCAUCAAUCAGAUGGAACAAUUGGCUUGGGAAGAGCAUCAGCGCAACCCAAUUCCUGCGCCAAAAUGCGAUGGUUGUUUGGGGCGAUUCCAUGGCACUCCUCCAGACGAGGAUGACGAGGACGAUGUGGAGGAUGUAGGAGACGCCUUCAAGCGGUGCACGACUUGUGAUUACACCAUUUGCGAAGAUUGUACGCAUCCAGAUAUGCAAGGUGUACCAUACUUUGGUCGCCCGCCAGGCACCUGCCGCUGUCUAAAGUCGAACUUUGGCGAAAGUUACUGUUUGUCGUCGCCCUGUUACCUUCACGGUGACGGUAGUAAGCCAUAUCACGGUGAUAGGCACCCCGAUAUGGCGGGCAGUGGGUAUGGUGAAGAUGCAUUUGAGGCGAAGGAGCGGCAGUGCAGGACAUGUGGUGUGAUUGCGCGAUGCUUGAAGAAAGAGCAUCUGAAGGACGCGCUUCCUGGCAUGAAUUAG